This is a messenger RNA of Neohortaea acidophila, 1013 nucleotides long. RefSeq lists its product as uncharacterized. The coding region runs from base 45 to 929 and encodes 294 amino acids. Gene Ontology annotation, biological process: mRNA splice site recognition. NCBI's taxonomy places the organism in Eukaryota, Fungi, Ascomycota, Dothideomycetes, Mycosphaerellales, Teratosphaeriaceae. Gene Ontology annotation, cellular component: U2-type prespliceosome; U1 snRNP. Gene Ontology annotation, molecular function: mRNA binding. The record is from RefSeq and is a predicted model, not a curated record. The transcript has a single exon.
AGAUUCCUACCCAACAGCAACAUCACCGAGCAGCGUUGGCCAAAAUGGCCGCCGAACAACGGAAGCUGCUGGAGCAGCUCAUGGGCGAGCAGCUCAUGGCCAUGCCCGGCUCUAGCAAACAAUCCGCUCUGGCCAUCACCGAUGCGAAAGUAUGCCGCUCAUAUCUCUGCGGCUCUUGCCCUCACGACCUCUUCACCAACACGAAACAAGACCUUGGCGCGUGCCCCAAAGCUCACCAGCCCAAUUUAAAGGAGGAGUACCAGGCGGCGGGGGAGGAGAAGAAGCGGGAGUGGGCGUUUGAUUUCGACUACCGAAACGACAUCAACAAAUACGUCGCCGAUUGUGAUCGAAGAAUCGACCAGGCCCAGCGACGGUUGGAAAAGACGGCGGAGGAGGUGAAGCAGACGAAUCAGCUCUUGAAAGCAAUUGGAGAUCUGCAACGCACCAUCGAAGCCGGCCUAAUGGAGGUGGAGGUGCUUGCGGAGGAGGGCGCGGUCAAUCUGGCGCUACAGGAGUUUCACAAACUCAGAUUGGCCAAGGUGCAGAAGGAGGAGAAAGAAAGGGAGCUGAAGAUUCUGACAGACACAAGUGGGCCGUCGGGGCAUCAAAAGCUGCAGGUGUGCGAUGUUUGUGGCGCGUACCUGUCCCGACUCGACAAUGACAGACGAUUGGCGGACCAUUUCUUCGGCAAGAUGCACCUGGGCUACGCGCAGAUGCGGAAGGAGGUGGACCGCUUGAACAAAGAGUUGAAAGGGCGACCACCGCCGGCCCGGGAUGACUCGAUGCAGGACGGUCCGCAGAGAGGUGGAUAUGACGAUGGUGGGUACGGGGCUAGGGGAGGCUACGGAGGAGGAGGUUACGGGAGAGGCGGCGGCUAUGGAAGAGGCGGCGGAGGUGGCUUCCGUGGCGGUUUUGGGCGAAGAUGGUAGCCUGUCACGGGCAUUGUUUUUAGCGAAGGCGUUGGGGGCAUGUGGGCCAUUUGUAGACACUGAACAGCACGUCGUGAGAGCCUA